Mauremys mutica (yellowpond turtle) is the source of this 745-nucleotide messenger RNA. RefSeq names its product signal-regulatory protein beta-1-like. Gene Ontology annotation, cellular component: plasma membrane. Lineage: Eukaryota; Metazoa; Chordata; Testudines; Geoemydidae. Bases 53 to 589 code for a protein of 178 amino acids. The record is from RefSeq and is a predicted model, not a curated record. The transcript has 4 exons.
UGGAGAGCGGGCAAAGGCAGCGAGGCUGAAAGGUUUCCCCUCUGCCAUCACAAUGGCUACAUCAACCCAAGUGUCUGGAUUGUCUCUUCCAUGCCUGCUGCUGGUCCUUCUCCUGGAGAUCCCUGGUGCCGGGGCCCAGGAGUUCCAGCUGCUGCAGCCCCGGAGCAACGUGUCGGUGCCAGUGGGAGAGACUCUCACUCUGAGCUGCUCUGUGACUGGGCUCGCUCCACCAGGACCCGUGAAGUGGUUCAAGGGCUCGGGCAGUGGCCACCAGCUCGUUUAUGACCUGACGGGAUCAUUCCUCCGGGUGACGCGGGCUGUGAGUGCCUCUGACACAGACUUCACCAUCCACAUCAGUGACACCCGCCCCGAGGAUGCCGGGACCUAUCACUGUGUGAAGUUUCAGGAGGGGUCGGGACCCGAUGAGAUCAGCUCCGGCGCUGGCACGGCCGUGUCUGUGAGCGGUAGGUGGCCGUUCGCCAGCCCAGCUCUCUGGAUCGGGCUCUUCCUGGAGAAGGUGCUGAUUGCCGCCUUCCUCCUCUUCUCCUUCCUCUCCACGAUGGGCACAGGCCCGAGGGCCGUUUCCUGAUUUUCUCGCACCGUCGCUGCCUGCCAACGUCUCCGUCUGCACCUCCGUCCCCGCAGGCCAGGCAAUGAGUCCACCACGGAUGCACCUGCAGUGAACCCUGGUGGUCGGGCAGGGAGCCCAGGCCUGAUGGGAUGUACCCGCCAAACUCACCCACCU